UGGGUCAUGUGACCGGGCUGAAACAUGGCGGACGCAGCGAAGGCUCUCAGCGGUUUGUUGAGCGGAAUCGCUCAGAACGUUUAUUAUGAGAAAGAAGAGAUGACGGAGGAUCUGCUGAGGAGGGAACUGUUCCCAGAUCUGUCAGAGGAGCAGUUCAGACUCCUGUUCGACAAGAUGAGAGGCCUGCUGAAGUCUAUUGCCACAGCUGACAUGGACCCCGCCCAGCUGGAGGCCUUCCUCACAGCUCAGACCAGGAAGCAGGGCAGCGGGGGGGUGACCCCCGAGCAGGCCGCCGCCCUCUCUCGCUUCUGGAAGAGCCAGCGAGUCCGUGUGAGGGAGAGCUUACUGGCUCAGAGUCGCUGGGAGCCCGGCCUCAGGGGCCUCUCCUGGAGAGUGGACCUCCAGGCUGCAGCCGGCCGGCCGGACGCUGCCCACAGCGGCCCAGUCGCUCUGGUGGAGCUGGAACUGGGCAGAGCUGGACAGGACUCUGAGUUUGUUUGUCUGGAGUUUGAUGAAGCCAGAGUGAACCAGAUGCUGAAGAAGAUGGCCGACAUUCAGGAGAGCGUGGACCGGAUCGUUCAGCACACCUGAGUGAGACGGUGUGAGACUCUCUCUCUCUCUCUCUCUCUGUCGUCCGGUUGGAUCUGUGGCAUCAAACACAAAUGAGCCAUGUUCAGACCAGAGCGGACUCCAUGUGGCUUUCGCCACUGCCGACUAAAUAACUUAAUAUAUAUUUAUAACCCAGCCCUCUCCCUGAUUGGUUCUUAUCAGCAAGAACUCGACCACUAGCGGUAACUGGAAAGCGAUGCCGACACAGGACUCACAUCUAAGUGCUGCGUUAAGGCAGGGAUCAUCAAAACGACAUCUAUCACGUUCUUUGUGCUCAGGACUCACGUGGAGGAGCUGUCCUAGCUAACGUGCCAUGCUAGCUGUCAACGCAGCGCUAGAGAGAAGAACAGGUUCACCAGCUGACCGUGGGAUUUCAUUUAGCUGAAAUUCAAACUGGGAGGAAGUUUGUGUUUCGACCUUUCAUAACUGGUUCAAAUUUGAAAUGUCCUGUGUGGAAUCCAGUGUGUGAAGUGUUUGUGUCCUGGUCCAGCAGGGGGCGCUCCCUGUCAGCUUGUCCUACUGCUGGUUGAUGACGUGAGGUUUGAAUCCUGUUGACUUGACCAGUGCUUGAAUUCACGUGUCUGGUGAAGAAGUUCUAUUGUUUGAACAGAGAUGUCAUCGUUUAAUGAUAAUUAAUUCUGAAACAUGGUCUGAUGUUAUAUUAAUGAAUAAAUCUACAUGUUCAACAUAA
Molecule: messenger RNA, 1300 nt
Organism: Pleuronectes platessa (European plaice)
Lineage: Eukaryota; Metazoa; Chordata; Actinopteri; Pleuronectiformes; Pleuronectidae
Gene: commd1
Product: copper metabolism (Murr1) domain containing 1
Exons: 3
Coding region: 25-591 (188 amino acids)
Biological process (GO): regulation of proteasomal ubiquitin-dependent protein catabolic process; negative regulation of sodium ion transmembrane transport; positive regulation of protein ubiquitination
Cellular component (GO): endosome
Source: RefSeq, a predicted model, not a curated record